Molecule: messenger RNA, 4275 nt
Organism: Fraxinus pennsylvanica
Lineage: Eukaryota; Viridiplantae; Streptophyta; Magnoliopsida; Lamiales; Oleaceae
Source: the annotation of a GenBank genome assembly
AUGCCGAUGAUUAGAUACGAGAUAAGAAAUGAGCAUAAUUUGGCUGAUCCGGAGGUGUACAGAGCUGCUGAUAAGGAUGAUCCAGAGGCUUUGCUGGAAGGCGUCGCCAUGGUUGGCCUCGUCGGGGUCCUUCGCCAGCUCGGCGACCUCGCUGAGUUUGCUGCUGCGAUUUUUCAUGAUUUGCAUGAAGAAGUAAUGGCAACUGCUUCCAGAGGACACAUCUUAAUGAUCCGUGUCGAGCAGCUUGAGGCCGAGAUUCCUUCGAUCGAGAAGUUAUUUUUCUUCCAGACAGAUCAUUCUUCAUUACUUUACAAUGGGGGUGUUGAUUUGCAUCCUAAUUUACAAAUGGAUCAGAAUCUAAUCACGCAGGGAGAUUUACCUCGAUUUAUUAUGGACUCCUAUGAGGAAUGCAGGGGUCCCCCUCGCUUAUUCCUUCUAGACAAGUUUGAUGUUGCGGGUUCUGGGGCAUGUUUAAAACGCUACACAGAUCCUUCAUUCUUUGGAGUAGAAACUUCAUCAGGAAUGACAAAGGCAUAUGUUCAGAGGGAAAAGAGGACACACAAAGCUAACAGGAAAGAGCUAAACGGGAGGAAUGGAGAAACCUCUGAAGUUGUACCAACAUCACAUGCCAAACUCCAUCAAUUGUUUCUCAAAGAGUCUGUUACAAAUAGCAUUAGCAAUCCUGCACGCCAUGUGAAACUGAAAAGGAGGCUGAAUGGAGUUCCAUUUGAUUCAAAAAAUGGAAAGCACUACAUGGAGAAAUUAUUGAGGAAUCCUUCCCCAGAGCAUAAUGUGGUUCAUGAAGUCUCCGUGAGGUCAUCUCUCUUGAAAUUGCCAACACACGAUCAUAAUGAAUCUGGGGUUGAAGUGCUUGAAGUUGUUCCCUUGAGUCCUAACAUGGGGAGAAAAAGUAGUCCGUCAUCUCCGAACACAGAGAAAAUUUUGCUGAAACCAUCCGUAUAUGAGUCAAUUGAAGUUUCCACAGAUGAUAGUCUCAUUCAGGUGUCCAAAUCAAUUACUAGUUUUGAAGCAGUUGACAUCUCAUGUGCUUUUGACCUCGUGACAAGUGAAGAGGAUAUAACAGUUGAUGGAGAAAGCAAAGAAGAAGGCAGCUUAAAUGGUUACCACUCGGAUGAUGUUUCCACUGAAAUAGACUAUUAUGUGGAUGCACCUUCGACCAUCGAGUCAGAUGUGUAUACAGACUCUGAAUGGAGAGGCAAGAGUGACUUCACCUCCUCUAAUACGAAGAAACAGCUGUAUAUUUCCAAUACAGAUGAUGAGUAUCUUCAAACUCAUUCUUCAGAUUCUCAAUCAAUUGGACACUCCAGUAUAUUAGAUGAGGGGAACAACUCAUACAAAAAAGAAACAUCUAAUUUUUCCUCUGAUUCUCCAAGAACUUCUACUGAAAACACACUGUUAGAAGAUCUUGAUUCUGUUGAAGUUUUUUCACCAGCUGAUAUCACUGAAAUUGUGUUUAAUGGUAUGCCGUCUUACCAGAAACCUGCAAAUGAAAAUAUUUCAGUGCCUGAACAUUCAAAACCAGCUGUUUCUGAUGAAGCUGAAAUCACCAGUCACAGGCCUGACUUUGGGGAGCUAAGUUCUUGUUCAUGUCCUAUCAUUCCAUCUCCCACAGAUUGUGAUGCAGAAGCAUUUGCGGGAGAAGGUAGGUUUAUGGGACCUAAUUCAGAUGAGAUUCCCUCUAAUGAAAGUGCUAAUAAAUCUAUAGAUACCGAAGAAAAUUGGACAAAGCUGGUCAACAAUCUGCCCUUUUCUCCCAGUGUCUAUGAUGUUACUUUGUCAACGCGAGAUUAUUUCUCUAGUUCAUCUGCUGGAAAUCAUCUAGUGGAUGAGUCAAAUGUUGGGAAUCUAGUUAUGGGCGAGAGUGUAUCGUGUAUAUAUACAGUCUCUGAUGUUCCAAGUCAUACAAGAGAUAACUCCGUUGAAAUGUCUGAAUUCCUGCUCAAGGAUGCUUCAGAUAAGGAUAUUGAGAAUCUAUCCAUAGACAUAGAUUCCACGUUUAAUAUCAGCAAUAUUAUUUCUCAUAGCAAAGUAAAUAAUCCACAAAUGAUGUUUUCCGACAUUCCAGUUCCAAAUGAACUAGAUUUUGAGGUUCCAAAGUUGCCUGAGAACUGUAUGUCUGAUCAUCUUGAUAGUCCUCAAAAGGAAGACAGUUCAAUACCUAUUUUGUUUGAACAAAAACAGCUAUAUUAUGAGUUGAAUAAUGAGGAUCAAAAUUUGGUUUAUGAUGCUUCCAAUCAUUUUUCAUGCAUCGUGGAUCCAACUCCUGGGAAAGAAAUUGAGGAAACACCAUUGGGCAGUAUGUUGCAAACUGUUGGUGCAGAUCAUUACUCCAAAAACUCAGUUGACCAUCAGGUUAACUCCCCAAAUAUGAUUUCAUCAAAUAUAAAAGAACACUUUCUUGAUCACCCCCGGGCAGGUCUUCACUCUCAUAAUACAGAUGAUGACGCUAUUUUUACCAAAGAGAUGGCACUAAGUGGAACUUCUAUAGUUGGAUGCCCCAAGUCAUCUGACAUUGGGAGGUCUCAGGGCACAGGAAUAUUAGACGUUUAUUCCUCUAUUGAUUCAGCAGAAGUGGAAAGUUCAUGUUGUAUUCAGGAUAAUAUUGAAAAGCCCACAAUAAGAUCAGAUAGUGUAGAAAUGGAUGGAAUCACCUGCUGCAUGGACUCAACUGGAAACAAAGAAACUGAUAUUAUAUCGCCAAAUGAUGUUCAUGUACGGUUUGUUGAGAUAGAUCCUGAGACAAAUCAAUAUGAUGCUGUGGAUGUGGCUACAGUUGUUACUGGCUCUGCUGUUAAUGCUGAUGAAAAUGAUGUCUUAUCUGUGGGUCACAUGUUGAAAGAAGGAUGUAUUCCUUUCUAUGGGGAUUUGAGUCAUGAUGACUUCAGAACUGAUGAAAAUUGGCACCCAUACAGUCACGGGGAAUCAAUUUUAGUAGAAGAAGAAGAAGUGGAUCAACUAGAAGUUGCUACAUCACAUUUGGACUCAGUAGAUACUGUUCCUAAUUCCUGUAUGCCAUUAGAAGUUGAAAACAGUUUGAAUCUUGUUAAUACUACCAUAAUUAAGUUAUCUCUGGAGAAAAGAGGCUUGUACACAGAACAGGAAUCUGAGCAGAAAAGUAGUCUUCCAAGUCGUACUGAAGAUGCUUCCUAUUUGCCUAUCAAUCCCCAAACAGAAGAAACAAUUUUACAAGAAACAAUCGGGUUAUUACCUAACACACUAGAUCCGGAGUUCCCAGAGGCUGGUGAAACAGAUUUAGAAUUGUUACCUACUUCGAAAAGUAUGCAAAAGUUUGAUCACAAUGAUCAUCAAGGAUGCAACAAUUCUACUUACACGUUUUCAGAUCUCCCCCGACAAGGCAACUAUGAGAAUGAUUUCUUUGGACAUCCCAAGAAUCUAUCAAGUUCCAUAUUUCCUCUGAUUAACCUUCAUUCAGAGACAAUUCAGAUAAAUCUAGAAGAAUCGCCUCCAUUGCCACCCCUCCCUCCACUUCAAUGGAGGAUCGGGAAGCUUAUAAAUACUUAUCGUGCUACAGAGAAAGAGACAGAGCAACAUAAUGUUAGUUCCUUGUCUUCUGUAUUGCCAAUGGGAGCUGACGAGAAGGCUCAAUCGUUCAUACCAAAUUUACCACUCUCUGCUGUAAUUAAAAAGGAUUCACCUUCUGUUGAUGAUGAAAUGACACAGGACUGUUUCCUUGCUGGAGAGGGAAAAAUAAUGCUGCCUGCUUUGAAAUCUAGCUCAAGUGGAAUUUCUUUAGAUUCACCUUCUGCUGAUGAUGUUGGUUCUUCCUUUGAAGAACUGAACCAAUCUCCGCAUCAAGUUGCUGCAGAAAUCACAUCAAAAGAAGACAAGGCCGAGUACAACUCUUCUAGCUUGCAGUCCAACAUCAUGAAGCAUGAGACAGUUGAACUUCUGCCAAUGAAAGAUAAUGGCAUUGAAAAUGGGAGUCGAACAACAAAACUACCCCGACCUCGAAACCCUCUAAUUGAUGCCGUUGUGGCUCAUGAUAAGAGCAAAUUGAGGAAAGUGACAGAACGAGUUAGGCCUCAAAUGCAAUCGGUAGAUGAAAAAGGUUCAUUCUUGGAACAAAUAAGGACCAAGUCCUUUAACCUGAAACCUGCAGUCAUGGCAAAACCUAGCAUUCAGGGUCCUAACACCAAUCUUAAAGUUGCUGCUCUUUUGGAAAAAGCAAAAACAAUCCGCCAGGCCCUUGCUGGUAGCGAUGAAGAUGACGAGGAUAGUUGGAGUGAUUCAUGA